Molecule: messenger RNA, 2560 nt
Organism: Monodelphis domestica (gray short-tailed opossum)
Lineage: Eukaryota; Metazoa; Chordata; Mammalia; Didelphimorphia; Didelphidae
Source: RefSeq, a predicted model, not a curated record
CCUGGCUAACAGUGGCCCCUACCUGUAUAACUCAGGGUCUGUAGACAUGGUUCUGGAAAAGCCAGACCAGACCAGACAGGGAGGGGAGGAAGGCAGCCUUUGAGCUCCACGUGCCUUCAUGGGCACCAACAAUGCAGGGGCUCCUUGCUGCUCAGACCCAGAAGCAAAACAAAAUCAGACAACAGAGUCCAAGUCCAAGCCUCAGUGGAAGCUGAAGCCGAAGCUGGAACCGCAGUCCCAGAGCCAGUCCCAGCCCAUGUCCAUCCAGGACGGGUAACAGGACAGCACACUGCAGUAAUCAUCACUCCUCAUCCCAAGCCUGACCCCUCAAUCAUUCCCACCAUUCCAGUAACACCAACCAUCAUCCCUCCAACACUUGUCCUACAAGAAGGAAGGCAACAGGGCUAGCAAAAAGAAAGGCCAAGAAAGGCCGGUCACCAUACAGAAGGGAAAAAACAAGCAGAUAGAAGAGCUCCAGCCCUGAAGAGAAAGAUCCAGUCCUCAGGAGCAGGGGAAGCAGCCAUCACAGAGACAGAGCCAGGCUCUGGGGCAGCCACACAGCCUUUAAAAGCCUGCAGAGCAGCAGGGACAGCUUCAGGGAGACAUCCACUGAAGAGACACCUUGCUGGGCAGGAGAGCAGAGAUUCCUGAGGAGAGAGGCAGUGACAUCUGGUGGGUAGUGCAGACCAAUGGAGAGGCCCUCAGAAGCCUCACAGAGUAGGGGCAGCACCUGGAAGGGGCUCCUGAUCAUCACAGCGCCACUGUCCAAACCUGCCAUUCUCAUCUCCAACAAGACUGCAGUGGAGACCAAGGACUUCUCAAUGACAUGCAAGGCUAAGGGUCAAAUUAACACUUACCAGUGGUUCAUAAAUGGACUUGCCCCAGCUGGUAGCAGGAUACAGCUGUCGCCAGAUAAGAGGACACUCACUAUCCGCAAUCUCACAAGAUGGGAAAACAAAGGACCCUAUGUGUGUGGAAUCCAGAACCUAUUUUAUAGCAGUAGGAGUGAUCCAUUCACACUGAAUGUUGCCUAUGGACCAGAUGGCGCCACGAUUAUCCAAACACCUGAUGUGUACCCUAUAGGGAUAAGGGUUAACUUUAGCUGUUCUGCUCCAUCUAACCCACACAGUCAAUUCACUUGGUUUUACAAUGGACGAUUCCUCAGCAAUGCAUCCGCAAUGUUUGUUACUGCAACCCUAAGGCACACUGGAAACUAUACCUGUAUUGCAUCUAACUCAGUCACUGGCUUGGUGCGCAACCAAACCAAGAUUAUUACAAUUUAUGCCUCAGUUUCUUCCUGUGGAAAAAUGAAUAAUCUUUUGCUCUGUAUACAAUAGGAUUCUAUGUGGAGAAAGGACUUUUUACAUGGUAGGUACAAAAAGCAUUUCAGUUGUCAUUGGCAUCAUAGUUGUUGCUAUUGGAUUAUUCUCUUCUGACCCAGAGACAUACAACCUUCUUUGUCUCCCAACUUCUAAUAUUGCACCUUCAAUGACUACUCUGUACUCUUUCUCAUAGUCUAUUCUUCAGCCUAUUUCACUUGAUUCUGUAGCACACCGGGUGUUUCUAGUCUUGGUUGCAGUAUAAAUUAUGGUCUUUCAGUGGGGUUGGCCUUGAUCCCCUUUGGCAGGGAAAUUCUGGAGAUGGAAAGGAGGGUGUAAAGUUUGUCUCCUUCCACAGACUGUGAUUUACGACUGAACCUGUAUUUUUCCUCUUUGUGGCUAUAAGGGGUAAAAUAUUAAAGAUUAUACCAAAUUGAUGAGAAUCUGGUCACCAGAAACUAAUAUAUCUCAAGUCAGAAUGACUUUUUAUGGUAGUUUAUUUACAAAAGGAGAAAGACGAAAAUUAAUAAAACCAGAGAAAGUAGAUAUUUACUCCAGUCCAAUCCAAAACAGUCAGGGCUUGUAAGGCCCCAGCAAAGGAGGCUCAGAGCUAAAUUAAAGAAGAAAUUAAGCCACUCCUUCUCCAGGAUGAGGGGCCUCUCUGGAAGCUAGGACCUGCAGGAAAUUCAGGAAAAGAAAUGGGCCUUUUUCACUCACCCACAUGGUAAUCCCAAUGGAAAAUUCAAGAGCAGUCCUGGGUCCCCAGCCAGAGCUCCUCCAGGGUCAAUUUGAAGUCAAAAUACCUGGUCACAGAAAGUUCUUGCCGCUUUUAAAGACCCUUUUUUCAACACUUCCUGUACCUUCCUUCCAGUUUUCAUGGCCCAAUUAUAGCUUUAAUUUUGCUUAGAACUGCCAGGGGGCAGUCAGUCGAUUCUGAUUCGUCACCCACUAUCUCACAGUGGGUCACAGACCUCCCCAUACUUCAGGACAAUUGGCAUGUUUACACUUCUGGUGUUUAAAUGUAAACAUUGGAAGAUGAGAGUUAAUCCCAUCUUCAUAAUCCCCCCUCCCCAUGAUAAUUUGGGAAACUAUUUUCCCCAAUUGAUCAUUUAACAUAAUCUCCUUAUACCUAUAAAAAUCUUCUAGCUCCAGGCUUAUACAAUAUUGCGCCUUCUAAAGGGAAACUACAAUAGUUAGAGAUAUUGAGGGAAAAAAAUGUAGGGAAAAGUUUUGCAAGGGAA